AUGGCCAUAUUCCGACUCAUCAACCACAUACUGGAGACGGUGCGCAAUAAGCAAGACGUAAAACGCACCAAAUGGGACGCCGAGCAUUACGGCACUAGCACCUACGGAGCCAUCGAGCGGCAGCAAUACUACCACCCCACACAUGCACCAGCGCCUGGCGCCCUCCUCGAACAGCGCAGGUCCUGCCGCGAGCUUAAACAGGAACUGAGGGCUGAGCGCCGUCGGCACAAAGCGGAACGGGUUGCUGUGCGACGUGAGAUAAGGGAGUGCCGCCGCGGCGGGGGUGGCAGACGGAGGCGGAGGGACGCGGCAGCCAUGUUUGCGCCUGAGACAGCGUCAUCUGGACCAGCCAGGACUCAGCAACUCGUGCAUGAAGCAGGCGGGCGAAACCAUCACACCGACAGUGCCCCGGCUGCGAGAUCGGAGCAGCCACCAGUCGGCUAUGUUGGCGAUGGAGGGAUGGAGGAGGCGCCUCCGGCCUAUGAGAAGGUGCAGACGGUUCACUGA
Clonostachys solani is the source of this 507-nucleotide messenger RNA. The record is from the annotation of a GenBank genome assembly. NCBI's taxonomy places the organism in Eukaryota, Fungi, Ascomycota, Sordariomycetes, Hypocreales, Bionectriaceae.